Messenger RNA from Mytilus californianus (California mussel), 4842 nucleotides. RefSeq lists its product as uncharacterized. Gene Ontology annotation, biological process: positive regulation of DNA-templated transcription. The transcript is spliced from 2 exons. Gene Ontology annotation, cellular component: chromatin; nucleoplasm. Bases 56 to 1921 code for a protein of 621 amino acids. Lineage: Eukaryota; Metazoa; Mollusca; Bivalvia; Mytilida; Mytilidae. Gene Ontology annotation, molecular function: ubiquitin-protein transferase activity; zinc ion binding. The record is from RefSeq and is a predicted model, not a curated record.
GAGAACCGAUUAAAUAUUUUUACAUUGGUAAAGUAUAAAAAGGAAUACUUUCAAAAUGGCAGGCAACCAAAUGGCAGCAACAAGAAUGGCUACGACUUUCCCCUGUAAUAACUGUGCUGGACAAGGAAAGAACAAAAUAGCUGUUGGCUGGUGUGACAAGUGUAUGAAGUUCCUUUGUACCCCUUGCAAAAAGCGGCAUCAGAAAUUGAAAUUUUCCUCUAAUCAUAGCUUCAUGCCAGUUGAAGAUUACCACAUCUUUUCGCUCAGGAAGGAGCGCCCAAUAAUGUUUUGCCGAACACACCCUUCCAAAGUUAUAUCGAUGUAUUGUCGGUUUCAUAAUCAUACUAUCUGUGAUCUAUGUAAGAAAGACAUAACUCAUUUCAACUGUAAGACACUUGACAUAAACUCAGAUGGAACAGGUGCCCGGAACUCGUUUGCUAUCAAUGAUCUCAAUCAGAGGCUGAGGGAGUCCAGUCUUACAUUCGGUAAAAUUCUUAAAAAUAGAAAUAAGAAUUUGAAGGCACUAGAUAAACAGAAAGAAGUAAUUGUAAAUCAAGUACAAACAUUUCGUGAAAAUAUGAGGAAAGCCAUAGAAAUAUUGAUCAAGAAGCUCUUGGAAGAUGUUGAUAUCGACAUGACCGACUACAAGACAAGACUUCAAACUCAAAUCGAUGACCUUAAAGAAAAGAGAAAAGCAAUCGCUUCACAUCUUGAAAUGAUCGAGGAAUUACAGCUGGUCGGUUCGAAUGCAGAAACUGUUAACUUCAUUCAGGACUGUGCCCAUAUACAAACCCGGCACGAAAGAUAUCUGCUUAGCCUACCCGAAAGUGUUAAGGAUUUGAAACUCGACUUGUCCAUUAAAGAAAGCUUUCAGAAACUCCUCAAUGCUGAAAAGCUUGGUGGAAUUAGAUUAACAGAAACUGAGGUUGAAAUAGAUGUUCCAAAGAAUACGGAUCGGACUCAAAUUCCGUAUUCGGCUCAUCAGUUAGGUUUUGAUCCGCAUUUAUGUAGCCCUGUUCAUGUUGAUAUGGAUAUCUUAACCGUGAGAGAAAACGAGUAUAAUAAUUAUAAAAACAGAACCUUGUCACCGAUAACACCAAAACAGUCGGUCAAGAAUCGCCAGGAGAACACCGUCAGUUUCGAGCGGAAAGCUUUAGUUCCAACGUUUUACCUGUCUUCAGAUUUCAUUGUACCAACUGAAGAAAAAAAUGACGUCAUGAUAACAGGAGUACUAAUUCUUGAUGAUGGGAACCUACUACUGGCGGAUGGCAAGAAUAAACGUCUACUCAAUUGUACAGAAGAAGGUUCCAUUCUAGACGUGUAUCACCUUAAAGAUGAACCGUUUGACUUUACUUUGGUGGAUUCUAAUAGGGUUUUUGUUACACUGCCUUUUAAAAAAUAUUUUCAAGUGGUUUAUCCAAAAGAAAAAGAAAAGCGAAAAAUUGUAGAACUAACUUAUGGGUGCUUUGGAAUAACUAAAAUGAACAAGCAUUUAGUAGUGGCGUGUAAAACGGAAGGGUUAUUAGUAAUAGAUCAUCGUGGUCAAAUAUUAAAUACAAUUAUUACACCAGUUAGUUACCGUAACUAUGUUCAUUCAGCUGGGAAUAAAAUCUAUUUUACCAAUGACGAUGACAGUUCCUUCAUUUGCUUCGAUAGUUCUGGAGAUAUCAUUUACAAGUUUAAGUAUAACGGAUCUAUUUUUAAAGGGAUCACGUCUUUACCAGAGGGGAAAGUGCUAGUGAUCAAUUACGGGUCAUCGCCACAUGUUUUAGAAAUUUCGACAGAUGGAAGCAAGUUUUUGAUCGAUGAACCAGCUUUUGAAUGUUUGUCUUUACCGUAUGCUAUCAAUUACAAUAAAACAUUAAGAAAACUAAUAAUAUCAAGCGAAUGUGGCAAAAGAAUAUUUGUUUACAGACAGUAAUAUUGAAAUUGUGUUUGAAAUAAUUAUGAAAUUACUCCUUUUUAUUAAUUGUUACGUAUCGAUCUUUGAAUGCAUUUUUAUUUGAUUUUAGAAAAAUAAAAAAGAGCUAUAAAUAUAUUUAUUUUCUAAAUACUAAUAUGAAUAUACAAUAUAUUUACUUAAGGAAUGACUGUAAUAUUUUUUCUGUCUAUGAAGAAAUAACAUCAAAAAUGUGGUGCACACUGAAUAACCCGCGUAGCAGGUUAUUUUGAAGUGUGCACCACAUUUUUUAUGUUAUUUCGAAUAGACAGAAAAAAUAUUACAUUCAUUUCUUAUAAUUUAAUUCUAAAUUCCAUUUUAAACCGGAGUAAACCAUGAAAAAACGUUGAUGACGUCAAGGUCACAUGACAAAAUUAUGUCUAUGAGCUGAUAAACAAAACAGCGUCAGCCAAUCAGAAGAUGCGUUACAUUCAAAAUUAAAUUAUUAAUAUAUAACACUAAAGCGGGAAGAUAAUUUUUCUUUAAUUAAUUCUUUCUUUUAAAAAUACGGCAAUCACUUAAAUCAAAAGCAUACAUAAAACAGCUGGAAACGAGGCGAGGAGUAACUGACACAUACUCCAAUAUAAACCGUCCUAUAUUUUAGUCACAAUUGUCCUAAAAACACUUCUCGAUGCAUCUUACAUGGUAAUGGGGGCGUUGUUCGCUUGUAAGACGAACUUGGUACGAAAUAGGCUAAAGAUUCAUUUUUCGCAUUAUUAUACUGCAGAAAUUUUAAAGAACUAGAGUAUGAACUAAUACAUAAUCAUAAACAAGAACGAAGAGUGUCAAAAUUGUCCGUUCUAUGCCGUUCAUCCGCCCAUGUAGGUUUGUCUACAUCAAUUUUGAAGUGACACGCAUCAACAUAAUCGAUGAUGACAGAUGUUUGGUAGGCUUUGUUACAUUUAUACAAUAACAUAAACGGUACACAUUUUUCUGCACCAGAUGCGCAUUUCGACAAUCAAUGUCUCUUCAGUGAUGCUUGAGGCCAAAAUAUGCCACAAUAGACACCAGGCGAUUUACAGCUUGAUAUUUUGUUAAUACAUCUCUCUAUUGAAGACCGUAUAUUGACCUCUGGAUGUCUAUUGGUUAUUUUUAUUGUUGUGGUGUUAUCUCAUUGACGUUUACUCAACAUAUUCUUCUAUUCAAUUCCAAACUUAUAUCUCUGCCCUGUACUCCUCUAGGUCUAAUAUCGGCGAUUGUACCUCGGAUUUGGUUUCAUACAGCAACAUCAUGAACAGUACAAGAAGAAAAGAUCUCACCCAAUUUAUGUGUUUAUUAGUACACAAUUUUCUUGCAGAAAAUAAUAAAAUUAACAUUUGAAAAUGAAAUAAACAUUUGGAAAAGUUGGUUUAUGUUAAAUCUCUGAAUUUUUUGUUCAUUUUUUUUCACCACUUGUAUCGACUAGGAACGAUUUAAAACCGCUUUUUAUACUCAUCUUUUCACGGAUUUUCAUUUUUAUUUAUUUCUAUUCAUAUAUAUUUAUUGGUUUGAAAAUUGUUAUAAAAAAAAGUAAAAUAACAAAAUUAUCGAACUCCAAGAAAAAUAGAUGUACAUUUACCUAGACAUGAACCAUACUGCUGAGCAAAUGUAGUCUAGGUACUUCAAUGCCAUAGCUAUUCGUGAAGUUCUUUUUUAUUUUAAGAACUGAUAUUAUAAGUCAGAAACAUAACCGAUGUUUAUAUCAACGUGUCAAUGAUUCUCUGUAUUUACUCAGCAUUCUGUCAACACACUUUCAUGUUAUGGCACGGAAUAAUACAGUUAACCACAGAGGUGAUUGGUAUUGGUUUGUGAUAGCGCUUGUGAAUGUUUUGAUAUAAGUAAUACUCAUGAGCACUGCAGCAUGUCAGGCCAAUACUUUAUUUCAUUGCUGGUAUAAUGAAGAUGCUUGUGUAAUUUAUACUUGCCCACCUCGUAACCGUCGCAAUUUAUGCAGAUGGUGUGCCAAUUUGGUACAUGUUAUGAAACAUGUAGUUUAACAAAUGUUAAGCCCAAUUUUUUGUGUUCCUGAGAUGUAAGAGCACCUACAUACUUUGAUCAAGGAUAGGACUCAUCUAGAUUGCUCAGCAGCUCGCUCUUGUUCACGUCUGUUAUAUAAAAUUGAUGACUAGUUUGCAAAAUGUAGGGAAAAACCACAUAUUUAUCUUAACUACAUAUGACAGUUUCUUAUUCAUUGAUUAUCGGUGUCAAGUAUGUCAUAGGAACCUCUGGCCUUUGUUAGUCUUGUAUGUUUUUUAAUAUUGGUUCAUUUAUAUCUUUCGGAGUUUAGUGUGAUGUCCAUUUUCGCAGACCUAGUAUACAUUAUUGUUUAUGGGCCAGAUGAAGCCCGCCUCUGGGUGCGGGAUUUUCUCGCUGUGUUGAAGACCCAUUGGUGGCCUUGGCCUGUUUUCUGCUCUUUGGUCGGGUUGUUGUCUCUUUGACACAUUCCCCGUUUCCAAUAUCAAUUAAACAGUAAGUGAACAAUGUUACGACAGACACAUGCAGGACCUUUUCUGUUAUUGAAAUUGAGAAAGAAGACACGGAUCAGAAGUCACCAGAACAAACCUGUGUAGUUAAAGUGAAAGACGUAUACGUGUUUGUUCAAAAUCUUCUGGGAACGAUUACAUAAACAAAUAUGGACGUCAUGAAUCUGUUGGAAACGAUGUAAAAGAAUGAUAUAAUUAAUUAACCUGAUUUAAGCGAAUGGUUGUCUAAAUCUGGUUCCGAUAACACUUGCCUAACGUUUUAGUUCUACGUGUACUAUCUUCCUUUAAAAAAUCAAUUGAUAGUAGAACAGCAACGAACUAGCAGCAAACUGUCGCUUCCAUCAAUUGAUUGAAGUACAGAACUCUCAACCAGAAGAUUGACUGUGAUAUAGAAAAUGCGCUUCUUUCGUUUGAACGUUCUGAGGGAGGAGGCGCUUGUUU